Messenger RNA from Periophthalmus magnuspinnatus, 1254 nucleotides. RefSeq names its product CKLF-like MARVEL transmembrane domain containing 6 (gene cmtm6). Gene Ontology annotation, cellular component: membrane. The transcript is spliced from 5 exons. Lineage: Eukaryota; Metazoa; Chordata; Actinopteri; Gobiiformes; Gobiidae. The coding region runs from base 168 to 716 and encodes 182 amino acids. The record is from RefSeq and is a predicted model, not a curated record.
GUGCACAAUUUGACGCAAAUUGAAGCGGACGCGGAAGUUUAGCCGCAGAAACACGCCAUAAACACGGCAAAAGUGCACAGACUUCACUGGGCACGAACAGAGCAAGACCCAACUUCUCACCGAGCCGGACCAGAGCGCUGGUGGACUCUUAUUUUGACAGAGCCAAAAUGGCCGACACCGUUUAUGCCCCGACCACGGCUCCUAAUCCCAAAGACAAGUGCUUCCUGGUCCCAACUGACAUUCUGGACUUGAAAAGGUUCUGCGUCAAACUACUUGAAGUGCUCUUCUCUGUGGUCGCGUUCCUUCAAGAGGAGUUCGUAUCUUCGUGCGUGGCGUGUAACGCAUUGUACUUCUUUGAGUUUGUGAGCUGUACCGCGUUCCUCUUCACAGUGCUCCUCCUUGGGCUCCUCUCCACUCCAGUGCACCGGAGGGUCGGCAUGAACUGCUGGAGCAUGCUGGACUUCAUGUACACUGUGAUCAUCUUUGUCUUCUUUUUCCUCGCCUCGAUCAUCUUCAGCGCUAGUAACAGCGGCUCCGCCCUCGAGAGGAGCGCCGUGGCCUUUGGAUUCCUGGCAUCUCUGUCCUUUCUUUUGGACCUGGUCUUGUUCUACCGGACUCACGGACUUCCAUUCAAAUACGCCCAGAACCAGGAAAACCCGGCCACUGGAUCCAACAAUCCCGCCGAGGCAGAGAAACUCAAUGAGAACGGAGCGUAGACCAGGUCAGAACUGGGUCUGGACUCUGGUCUAUACCUGAUCUGGACUCAGCUGUGGGCUUGGGUCUGUAAGAUUGUUUUAAAAAAUUCUUUAUCAAUGGAUUUAUCUGGUCCAGAUUUCAGUGCCAGGACCAGACCUGUACCGAACCUGUACCGAACCUGUACCGAACCUGUACCAAACCAGGACUAAACCAGGACUAAACCAGGACUAAACCAGGACUAAUCCAGGACUAAUCCAGUACUAAACCAAGACUUUUAUAUUAGUGCCUCUUCUUUUUAUUUUUGCUGUAUCAGGUUCAACUUUUCUGUUUUAUGCCCAAAAAUGAAGGACUGCAGUUCAGUCAUUUUAAUGUUCAUUAUCAAAUGUCAUGUUUUAUACCAGAUUUGAACCAGUGACUGUGUUAUUCUGUGGCGAUAAAUUUGUGCCUUAAAGUUUGUACUAAAAAAUCUAUUUUAUGGCAGAUGAUUUGAAAUGAUGGCUGUUCUGUUAUUGGACAAUCAUGUUUUGUAUUAAAAUACUUUUCUCGUUUUCUGAUCAG